Messenger RNA from Seminavis robusta, 3045 nucleotides. Lineage: Eukaryota; Bacillariophyta; Bacillariophyceae; Naviculales; Naviculaceae. The record is from the annotation of a GenBank genome assembly.
AUGGAGCGGAAGGAAAGAGCAACAGACGGCGAGAAGCAAGAGAAUGAAUCGACAAGCAGGACGACGAAAAAUCCAAGAACGAAGAAAAACACCACCAAUGCUGCUGCAGCCGCUCGAGAUGCUGCAUGCGCCAAUUCUUCGCGGCAUGGAAGCAGCCAAUUCGACAUUCUCUCGGUCGUGGAGGCGCGGUUGCGCAGUAGUGAUUCUGCUGAGGUUCAAGCUGAACGACGCAAGCUACAAGCCAUGGAAGAACAAGCACAAGCACAAGCACACAGGAACACAAACCACGAAUCUGAAGCGGGAUCAACUCCAACUACUAGUACUAGUAGUACUAGCGGUACUGCCGGGACACACAGACAUACACAUACCCAUACCCAUACCCAUGCAGCCUUGCAUACCGCUACGAGACCCCAGAGCCCACCUACAUGUAGUACUAGACCAAGGAAUGAAAAGCAGCUGCCUAUAGAAUCUGAUACUGGUAUAGAUACCGGUAUAGAUACCAACCAUCAAGACGACAGUGACUCGGAGGAACUGGAUCUCCUGAAAUUGGUGGAAGCUCGCAUUCAAGAGCAUCGGUUUGGAGAAACAACAUCGUCUGGUUCCACCCAAAGGGAUAAUUCCAGUCAGGAACAGGAACCAAAUACAGGUACAACCACGUCUACAAGUCCCAAUUGUGCCGCAGCACCAGCUUCACGUGUUCGUCGUCCAUGUACUGCCACCGGUAGCCCAGGUGCCUAUUCGGAAGCACCAGGAGAAUCCAUAAGGCGGGCCGAACGAUUGCGCUUUUCUUUGGUGGGACAGAUUCCGGAAAUGCUAGUAGGAUCAGGAUCAGAAUCAGAAUCAGAUGGAAACGUACCGCCAACCACACAAACACUCAAGGAUAUGGAAGAAGGCGCAAUGUCACCAGCUGCAACGGAGGACACCGGGCUGGUUGUGGCCCAACCUAUUCAAGAACAAGAUCCACCAUCAAAACAGGGGCUUCCAGAAGCAGAAAACUUUGAUACCGACAGCUACCAUAGUCGGAUCUCGCAAAAGGAGGAGGAGCACAAAAUCUAUCGAACCAGAAUACAAUUGACGCUCCUAGGCCUAUUGAUUGCGAUCAUUGGGGUGGUUCUCGUCAUUGUAUUGGUUGAUAACGGUAGCCCUCAAACAUCAUCAGGCAACAAUAUUACUGGUCCAUCCGAUCCAUCUACCUUGUCAUCCGAAGCCUACCUCGAAUCUCUCCUUCCAGACUACACACUACAAGCAAUUCACUAUGCAAACAACACCGAUAUGUCCCCACAGUACCAAGCUUGGCAAUGGUCAUUAGAAGAUCCAGCUCUAAGAACCUACCCGGAAUGGAGGGUGGUCCAACGAUUUGCCUUGGUUUGCUUCUACCAUGCCACGGGAGGGGCACGAGACAAGUGGGAAAACAAUUCUCAUUGGUUGUCCUAUCAACAUCCGGAAACCGAAUGGUACAAUCACAAUCCACUGGAGUAUGGCAUUGUAAAGAAUGGCACUUUACAGGCCCUCCUUGGUGGCGAGGAAGGACGAAUCCAGUAUCUAUCAUUGCCGGAGAAUGGUUUGGAAAACAGCCUGUUGCCUCUCGAGCUGUAUCUUCUCACAGAUUUGAGAUUCUUAAGUCUCUACAAUACAAAUGAUGGAUCAUUUGAAGAAGAAGACGGCAUUGAGAACAAUCGUUUCGAAGGGACAAUCUCAUCACACAUUGGAAUGCUGACUCGCCUUGUCCACUUGAGCAUUGAAAACAACAACAUGUCAGGCAGUCUUCCAAGCGAGGUGGGUCUGCUGUCUGCCUUGACAACCCUGUCCGUCUCUGGCAACUCUCUGCAUGGUCAGCUGCCGACAGAAAUUGGAAAGGCAAAGCAGCUGCAAUACGUCUACUUGGAAGGGAACUCAUUUUCCGGGAACAUCCCCUCCGAGAUCGGAUUGCUCACGAACAUAGAACAUCUCCGCCUGAAUUCAAAUGGCAUUGGAGGAUCACUGCCGAGCGAGCUAGGGCUCUUGUCCCAGAUGUAUGAUUUCCGCGCACAAGAGAAUCUGUUAGAUGGCAGCAUUCCGUCGGAGAUUGGCGCAUGGUCUCGAGUAGGUGUGAUGGAUCUAUCCCUGAAUGGCAUCACUGGAGCGCUUCCCACCACCUUGGGCCUGCUGGGAGACCUUUUUGGCUUGGAAUUGUACGGCAAUUGGAUGACAGGCGAGGUUCCUUCGGAGUUUGGUUUGAUGUCCAGCUUGCAGUACCUUUACCUGGAAGGCAAUAUUCUGUCUUCCUCCGUGCCAUCCGAAAUUGGCAGCAUGACAUCUUUGAUUCAACUGCACCUGAACGAGAAUAUGCUUUCGGGUCAGCUUCCAAGUGAACUCGGUCUUCUCGAGGAGCUUGCGUAUUUGAAGGUAUCUGGCAACUCCUUAAUUGGCAGCAGCCUUCCAACCGAACUGGGCAAUGCCAAGUCGUUGCAUACAUUCGAGGGCGGUGCGUGCGGGUUUACUGGUCCUAUUCCUAGCGAAUUGGGUCAACUGGAUGGUUUGGCGGAGCUUUCUCUGUACGAGAAUGAGCUGACGUCUAGCAUUCCUGAAGAACUUUGGGGCGCCAAGAACAGUAUUGAUAAUGUCUCGUGGAGCAAGAUGAAGAUUUUGUACCUGGACCAUAACUUAUUGAGUGGUUCUAUUCCGGAAUUUCCUGUGAAUGGUGGAGAGUGGCAUUUGCAAGAGCUAUUUCUGCAAGGCAAUGUGAAUUUGACGGGCAGCAUUCCAAGUGAGAUAGGCCGACUGCAGCAUUUGAAGAAGCUUGGUCUGUAUGGCUUGAAUUUGUACGGGAGCAUCCCGUCGGAGAUUGGUUCCUGCUUUCAACUGAAUGAAAUUGUUUUGCGAGACAAUGUGAAUCUGACGGGGAGCUUGCCAAAGGAUCUGUCCGAAUUGGCGAAUUUGGAUCGUUUGGAUUUGACCGGAUGUGCUGUUGGUGGUCGAGUCCCCGAGAAGCUCUGCGACAUUGCUGAAUUUUCGUUUGACUGUUCUCCAAGCUUACUCUGUGGGUGUGAUUGUGGGUGUUCCUAA